CCAUUUUUCAGCAGCAGAAACGGUGGCUAUCUUCAGGUUAAAAUCCAUUGCAUCUGCCCGUCUGUAUUCUCAAUAUAAUUUCAAAAUCAGAAAUAUUGACACGGUAGACUCUCUUCUUUCUGAAUCAGCCAGUAUUUGUGAUCUCACCCUAAAGGAUUUGGAUAAAAUCGACUCCAAAGUAAAGGAGGGACAAAGGGAACUCGCUCCAAAUAAAGAUGAGAAAGGGAAUCCCAACAGCCCCGGAGAAAGUUAUAGUAACAGGGGUUGGGGGUUCGUCGGUGGACAAAAGUACAGUGAUAACCGGGUUCACUGAGAAUUUUAUUUCCAAUUUCCCUGCUGGUACUUAUAUCCAGAUCCUAACCUCGCCGUCCUGUCUUGCACAGACCGCAAAUGUCUGUGUAUCAGAUCAGCCAACUAGCAGUUUGAUAUAUUCCACUCCUCACGGAACAACAAACCGAACAGGACAUCGACCUGCUUUAGGACGCCCUCCGGCAAAGAGACGCCUGGAACUGGGCGAGAGCGACCAUCAAUAUCUGAGUGAUGGUGCCAAGACCCCCAAGGGGAAGAACAGAGCCACAUCCAGAAACCUGAGCAGCCCCAAAAAUCCCGAUCCGUCAGAGAAGACUCGUUACGACACGUCACUGGGCCUCCUCACGAAGAAGUUUAUUCAGCUGCUGGGCCAGUCUGCUGACGGCGUGGUCGACCUGAACCGAGCCGCCGAGGUCCUCAAGGUGCAGAAAAGGAGGAUUUACGACAUCACGAAUGUGCUGGAGGGCAUUCACCUCCUCAAGAAGAAAUCCAAAAACAACAUUCAGUGGAUGGGCUGCAAUCUGUCAGAUGACAACGGGACUCUAAACCGGUGCCAGGGCCUGAGCCAGGAGGUGGCUGAGCUGAGCCAAGAGGAGAAGAGACUGGAUGAACUGAUCCAGAGCUGCAACCACGACAUACGCCAACUCACCGAGGAGUCUCGCAACCAAAAAUUUUCAUAUAUUACAUACCAAGACCUCCGUAAGAUCCGAAGCCUCAGGGACCAGACGAUUAUCGCGGUGAAGGCCCCAUCGGAAACGAAGCUGGAAAUGCCGGACCCUUUAGAGAAGCUGCAAGUACAUUUAACCAGCACUAAGGGGGCCAUAGAAGUGUUUUUAUGCCCAGAUGAGAAUGUAACCAACAGUCCGAAUAAAAACUCGACCCUAGACGUGAAUGGAAAUACAUCCCCUUCAAUAAAAAGCUCACAAGCGUGUGUCCCCAGCAGCUCAAUGGAGGUGGAUUGCUCAGUGCCGGUUUCAAACUUCUCUCCUUUUACUUCUCCAAUCAAUCUUUUGCAACAAACGGAAGACCAGAUUUCCUCUGUGUUAGAGGGGCCAUUUGUAAACCUUUCUCCUCCACACAUGAAUGAGGACUACUUGCUAAGCCUUGGGGAUGAAGAAGGAAUCAGUGAUCUGUUUGAUGCUUACGAUCUGGAGAAGCUACCCCCUUUGGAUGAAUUGUUCUGACUGGACUAUGGUGGAACCAGAAAGCUUUUUUGUAGACACUUCAGUCCUUUUCCUUCCACCUGUGGCAGUAAUGCAGUUUGCCUUAACUAGCAGAUAUUUGGUUGUAGGGUGUAAGGUGACAAGAGUUUUUAACCUGCCUGUUAUUCUGGCAUGCAUCUCCCACAACCACCAAUUGGUGUAUAUUCUAAUACUUCUGCAAUCUCUACCACCCCUAUGUACUUGAGAUCAUAAUCAAAUGGGAUACAUGUUAGAGUGAUGUGCAUUGAUUAAGUUCCUCAUUUCAGAUUGAUCUUCUGAACUGCUACCUAGUGUGUAUAACCCUUUUGAGGGGCACGAGGAGAAAGGACUGGUCCAAACUUGAACAAACAUGAACAGCCAAAACGAACUGACCCUGAAUAGUGCAGUUUUUUGAAAAAUUACUUUAGAAUUGUAACCGUAUAAGAUAAUUAAUCCAACGUCUUAAACAAACAGAACUACUUCAAAACAGUAUUUAUGGAUGAAGACAUUUCCCUGAAUAAGCAUGAAGUUUUUAUUUUCCUGUAACGGAACCACUGUGGGAACCCGUGUCUCUUGGGGAGUGUAAGUGUUAGAAAAGACAAAAGAUCAAUGUCCCCUAUAUUCCACCACUUUGUUCUUCAAUGACUAGUAAAAUGUGUUAAUUUAACUCCGUAUGAGUUUGACCAAAGAAGAAAAUGGUACGGGACACAAAUACCUGUUGGUAUGUUUUGUGAAUAAAGCUGCAAAUGACUGCUGCUAAUUUGAUCCUGUUUGGGGUUCUGCCCUGCACCCAACAAUAAGUCAGAGGAAA
This is a messenger RNA of Polyodon spathula (Mississippi paddlefish), 2301 nucleotides long. RefSeq names its product transcription factor E2F3-like. Gene Ontology annotation, molecular function: RNA polymerase II cis-regulatory region sequence-specific DNA binding; protein dimerization activity; DNA-binding transcription factor activity, RNA polymerase II-specific. Gene Ontology annotation, cellular component: RNA polymerase II transcription regulator complex. The record is from RefSeq and is a predicted model, not a curated record. NCBI's taxonomy places the organism in Eukaryota, Metazoa, Chordata, Actinopteri, Acipenseriformes, Polyodontidae. The transcript is spliced from 7 exons. Gene Ontology annotation, biological process: regulation of transcription by RNA polymerase II. The coding region runs from base 216 to 1493 and encodes 425 amino acids.